GCAAUAAAGAUUUCAACGAAGAAAUUUCAAAAGCAGAUCAACCCAUGACAAAAUUUAGUAGCUUGGGAUUCAUAUUGGGUUUGGUUUUUUGUAUUGGAGUUAGCAAUGUAGCAUUUGGGUUGAAUAAUAUAAGUUCAGGAACUCCAGAUGGAUCUGAAAAAUGGGGUUAUGUUGAAGUCAGGCCAAAGGCUCAUAUGUUCUGGUGGCUCUAUUACACUCCUCAAAGGACACCAGAUACUAAUUGGCCUCUUAUUCUGUGGCUGCAAGGAGGACCGGGAGGUUCUGGAGUUGGAAUUGGAAACUUUUUGGAAGUUGGUCCAUUAGAUGAUGAAUUGAAUCCUAGAAACACAACAUGGUUGCAAAAGGCCCAUCUGCUAUUUGUGGAUAGCCCUGUUGGUACAGGUUUCAGCUAUGUAGAAAAUGAUACACUUAUAGCUAAGUCAGAUGUGGAAGUAACUGCUGAUCUCUUAAGUUUUUUGAAAUAUUUCUAUGGUGGAAAUAAUAAUACUCUACAAAACAACCCUCUAUUUAUAGUUGGGGAAUCAUAUGGAGGAAAGCAUGCAACUAUGAUAGGCCUUGCUUUAAGCAAAGCAUUUGCUGCUGGAGAUAUAAAUGCUAAUCUUGGAGGUGUUCUUUUGGGUGACAGCUGGAUCUCCCCAGUAGAUUAUGUGCUUUCAUGGGGACCUCUUCUUAAGGCUGUGUCACGACUGGAUAACGACGCCACGGAAGAAGUGAAUAGAAUUGCUUUAACAAUCCAGGAACAAGUAGAGAGGGGAGACUAUCUCAAUGCCACAAACACUUGGAAUUUCUUGGAAGGACAAAUUCUGGCAUACUCCAAUCAAGUGAACUUUUACAACUUCCUCCAUGACGAAUCAUACAGUGGUAUUGUUGCCUCAGCUGGUACAGAGUCCAUGAAAAGCUUCGCUACAAAUAGUCCUCAACACUAUGCACAGUAUCUAAUGUCCAGGAAGAACAAAGGCCAAAUAAUAUCAGCAAGUUCUCUAGACCUUUCUAUUUUGAUGAAUGGGCCGAUUCGGGAAAAGCUCAAGAUCAUUCCAUCAAAUGUAACAUGGGGUGAGUUGUCAGAUGAUGUUUUCAAUGAUUUGAUGAAUGACUUCAUGCAGAGUGCAGUUGACAAGGUGGAUGAACUAUUAUCUCGAGGUGAAAAGGUCACAAUUUACAAUGGGCAGGUGGAUUUGAUAUGUGCAACUGCUGGAACAGAGGCAUGGGUACAGCAACUGAAAUGGGAUGGAUUGGAGGGGUUCAACUCAGCAACUAGAAGAGUCCUUUACUGCAACGAAUCAGAAACAAAGGGAUUUGUGAAAUCUUACAAAAAUCUGCAAUUCGUGUGGAUUCUCCUUGCAGGGCAUAUGGCACCAGCGGAUCAACCAUGUGUAGGUUUAAAUAUGCUUGAUAUAGUCACAAAUUCCAGCUCGUCAAAGGAGAAGAAUGUGAUCAAGCUUUCCAGCUCGUUAAAGGAGAAUGCAGUAUAUGGAGGGAAUAAUCAAAUGUUAGGCACCCCAGAUGGUUCUGAAGAGUGGGGUUAUGUUGAAGUCAGACCAAAGGCCCACCUGUUCUGGUGGCUCUAUUACAGUCCCCAGAGGAAAUCAGAUAGCAAUUGGCCUCUUCUUUUGUGGCUGCAAGGAGGACCGGGAGCUUCUGGGGUUGGAAUUGGAAAUUUUUUGGAAGUUGGUCCCUUAGAUGAUGAAUUGAAACCCAGAAACACAACUUGGUUGCAAAAGGCACAUCUAUUAUUUGUGGAUAGCCCUGUUGGUACAGGUUUUAGUUAUGUAGAAAAUGAUUCAUUGUUGGCUAAAUCAGACGAAGAAGUAACCGCUGACCUGUUUAGUUUUCUGAAAGAAUUCUAUAGUGGAAAUAAUUCUCUACAAAAUAAUCCUCUAUAUAUUGUUGGCGAGUCAUAUGGAGGAAAACAUGCUUCUAUGAUAGGCCUUGCUUUAAGCAAAGCAAUUGCUGCUGGCGACAUAAAAGUAAACCUUGGAGGUGUUCUGUUGGGUGAUAGCUGGAUUUCACCAGUAGAUUAUGUGCUUUCAUGGGGACCUCUACUUAAAGCUAUGUCAAGAUUGGAUGCCGAUGCCACUGAAGAGGCCAACAGAAUUGCUUUGAAAAUAAAACAACAGGUAGAAAUGGAAGAGUAUUCCAAUGCCACAGAUACAUGGAAUGAUUUGGAGUCGCAAAUUCUGGCAGAUAGCAAUGGAGUGAACUUUUACAAUUUCCUACACGACGAUUCAAACAGUGACAUUGUAUCCUCAGCAACAAUCUCGCUGAAAAGAUUAUCCAGUAGGACUUCUCAUCACUACAUACAAUAUCUUAUCUCCAACAAGGGAAAUGGCCAGAUUAAGCCAAGUUAUGCAGGAUUUUUCAGUGUAAUGAACGGACCCAUUCGCAAGAAACUCAAGAUCAUUCCGUCAAACGUAAUAUGGGAUGAAUCAUCCGGCGUUGUUUUCGAUGCUCUGACUAAUGAUUUCAUGCAGAGUGCAGUUGAUAAGGUGGAUGAGCUAUUAUCUAGAGGUGAAAAUGUCACAAUUUAUAAUGGCCAGGUGGAUUUAAUAUGUGCAACACCUGGAACAGAAGCAUGGGUACAACAAUUAAAGUGGAGUGGAUUGAAAGAAUUCAACUCAACAGAGAGAAUAGCUCUUUACUGCAACGAAUCAGAAACAAAGGGAUUUGUUAAAUCUUUUGAAAACCUCAAAUUUGUGUGGAUUCUAUUAGCAGGUCACAUGGCACCAGUAGAUCAGCCAUGCGUUGGAUUGAACAUGCUUGAUUUAGUCACCAACUCAACUAUUUAAUCUUUGUAAUCAAAUUAUUAUCAUUUUUUAAUAUGUAAUUUAAUUUUUAGUUUUAUAAAUAUUCUUAUUAAGAAUAAUGGAGGUACUACUUCAACUAUUUAAUCUUUGUAAUCAAAUUAUUAUCAUUUUUUUUUUAAUGUAACUUAAUUAUUUAAUCAUUAGUUUUA
This is a messenger RNA of Cryptomeria japonica (Japanese cedar), 2974 nucleotides long. RefSeq lists its product as uncharacterized. The transcript is spliced from 28 exons. The record is from RefSeq and is a predicted model, not a curated record. The coding region runs from base 45 to 2807 and encodes 920 amino acids. NCBI's taxonomy places the organism in Eukaryota, Viridiplantae, Streptophyta, Pinopsida, Cupressales, Cupressaceae. Gene Ontology annotation, molecular function: serine-type carboxypeptidase activity. Gene Ontology annotation, biological process: proteolysis.